Molecule: messenger RNA, 903 nt
Organism: Phaeoacremonium minimum UCRPA7
Lineage: Eukaryota; Fungi; Ascomycota; Sordariomycetes; Togniniales; Togniniaceae
Product: putative alpha beta hydrolase fold protein
Exons: 2
Coding region: 1-903 (300 amino acids)
Molecular function (GO): hydrolase activity
Source: RefSeq, a predicted model, not a curated record
AUGGAUUUCACAUACCAGACGGCUGUGCUCGACUCCGGUGUAUAUCUGGCCUAUGUUGAUAGUAUCCCAGACGAGGCACCAAAAGGGGUCAUCGUCCUCAUUCACGGAUUCCCACAAACUGCAUAUCAGUUCCGCAAGGUCAUCAGGCCUAUAACAAAUGCAGGCUGCCGUGUUCUCAUCCCCGAUUAUCGUGGUGCAGGAGGCUCGAGCAAGCUCAGCAGCGAGAAUGGAACGGACUUCACCAAGACGCUGAUGGCAUCUGAUAUUGUCGCUCUUCUAGAUCACUUGGAUAUCAAAGAGCCAGUGCACAUCGCCGGACAUGAUAUAGGCGGCAUGAUUGCCUACGCACUUGCCUCGCGGCAUCCCGGCCGCGUCAAGAGCCUGAACUGGGGCGAGUGCCCGCUGCCCGGCACGGCGGUCUACUACCGCGACCGGACGGACAAUGCGAUCCAGCAGUUCCACUUCAUCUUCCACUGCGUGCCAGGGCUGCCGGAGCAGCUCGUGUCAGGGGAGCGGCAGGUCCGCAUCUACUUGGAGCACUUCUUCCACAAGAUCAUCUUCAACCGGGACGCCAUCACGGCGGAGGAUAUCGACUACUACGUCCGCGAAUACAGCCGCGAUGAUGCGAUGCGCUGCGGCUUUGAGGUGUACCGGGCGUUCCUGCUCGAUGCGAAGGAGAAUGAGCAGUGGUGGAGAGAGAAUGGCAAGUGCGGGGUCCCGACGCUAGGGCUCAGCGGGGAGGAGAGCAGGCAUGCUGCGCAGGCGGAGGAGAUGUUUGGUGAAGUUCAUGAGAAGGGGACUUAUGAGCUUGCGGUCAUUAAUGAUGCGGGCCACUACGUUGCUGAGGAAAAUCCUGAAGGGUUCGCUCGAGUUGUCGUGAAUUUUGCCGAUAAACACAAUUGA